Striga asiatica is the source of this 537-nucleotide messenger RNA. NCBI's taxonomy places the organism in Eukaryota, Viridiplantae, Streptophyta, Magnoliopsida, Lamiales, Orobanchaceae. The record is from the annotation of a GenBank genome assembly.
AUGCGGGAAGUUCGAAUCCCAAACCUUCAUCCGCCCAAAACGUCUUCAUCGUCGUCAUCAUCUUCUACUGCGAAAAGGGUUGUUCAAUUUAGGCCUCCCCAAAUUGUAAACCCGAAGAAAGGUGGUUCUGGCGAUGAGGAUGAACAGCACUCGGCCACUCUCGGAAGCUUGCCUUCGGCAUUGGGUAGAAGAUUGAUGCUUGAAACGGAUACUCGAGCCUCCAUUGCAACUACGGGAAGCGAUUCAGUUGUUGGUCCCGUUAAGCCUAGUGAGGUGAGUCAUGGCUAUUCUGGUUUGAAUUCUGAGAGUGCAUAUUAUGAUGAAAAUGCUGCUGAUGGUAAUUUUGAUUUGGCCCCUGAAAGUGGGAUUAGCAUAGGAAUUGAUGCUGGCACGAACCACAUUAAUACUGUUAACGACUAUUCUAGUAGUUCAGGUGGUGAAAGCUCUGCAUAUUAUGGUUAUUAUGGCAUUGGCCCAUCGGAUGUUAGUGGGGUUGGUAUGGCUGCAACUGAAGGGUCCUAUGGAGCAUCUGAUUAA